Camellia sinensis is the source of this 675-nucleotide messenger RNA. Lineage: Eukaryota; Viridiplantae; Streptophyta; Magnoliopsida; Ericales; Theaceae. The record is from RefSeq and is a predicted model, not a curated record.
AUGGUAAACGACGUAGCAAGAUCAAGAGUCGAAACCCUUGGUCGUUUAUCUGUUGGUUGCUUUGUUAAUUCGGCGGCGAUCUCCGAGGAUUCAGCUGAUCGUUUUUGCCUCCUUGGCUCAAUAUUCGAGUCUCGGGAUGAAUUAAUUCGGUGGGCACGUGAUGUUGGGAGGAGAAAUGGUUAUGUUAUUGAGAUGAUAUUCGAGUCUCGGGAUGAAUUAAUUCGGUGGGCACGUGAUGUUGGGAGGAGAAAUGGUUAUGUUAUUGCUGUGGAGAAAUCAGAUGCAGGCGAUACAAAUGAUGAUUGGACAUUGACCGUCAUAUGUGGUGUGCAUAAUCAUCCUAAUGCGGUUUGUCUAGAAGGUCAUUCUUAUGCUGGGAGGUUAUCAUUUAAGGAAACUUAUUUGUUGGUUGAUAUGUCGAAGAGUAUGCUACUAUUGGGUCAGUUAGCGGUGAACAAAUACAUAGAAUGGCAUAGGAACUGUAAAGAUACUGAGACUGUUACCGAUUUGUUCUUUGCACAUCCAGUUAGUUUGGAUUUGCUACGUGCAUUCCCACGUGUGUUACUAAUGGAUUGUACAUAUAAGACCAAUCGAUAUUGUUUGCCACUUUUGGAGAUUGCAGGAGUAACAUCCACUGAAAAGACUCUCUGUGGGUUUUGCAUACCUCCACUAUGA